Lagopus leucura (white-tailed ptarmigan) is the source of this 1769-nucleotide messenger RNA. It is a transcript of the gene GLOD5, whose product is annotated as glyoxalase domain containing 5. Lineage: Eukaryota; Metazoa; Chordata; Aves; Galliformes; Phasianidae. Bases 67 to 519 code for a protein of 150 amino acids. The transcript is spliced from 4 exons. The record is from RefSeq and is a predicted model, not a curated record.
GCAGGAAAAGGACAGUCAUAAAUCCAGCACCAGCUCACCCAGCUCUGCUUCUCCUUCAGUUCUAAGAUGACGUCUUGGAAGGAGAGGAGUAUGAAUCCACCCCCGUGUUUCAUCCAGCGCCUGGACCACCUUGUGUUGACUGUUAAGAGUAUUGAGGACACUGUUGCCUUUUAUUCCAAAGUCCUGGGCAUGGAGGUGGUGACUUUCAAGGGAAAUCGCAAAGCUUUACGUUUUGGCAACCAGAAGUUUAACCUGCAUGAAGUUGGGAAGGAGUUUGAACCCAAAGCUCGAUGCCCAGUCCCUGGCUCUGCAGAUAUCUGCCUUAUCACAGAGGCAUCCCUGGACAAUCUCCUGGGUCAUCUGAAGGCUUGUGGAGUGAUAAUUGAAGAAGGUCCCGUGGCCAGGACAGGUGCUGUGGGUCCAAUAACAUCUGUAUACUUCCGAGACCCUGAUGAGAAUCUGAUUGAAGUUUCUAGGUACAUCACAGAUAAGAGUGAAGCCAGUGGAGGGGAGCCCUAACCAUGACCCAUUCUCUGCCUGUGUUGCAGUAGGAAGCCUGAUGCAAGUGUCAGCAUUAAUUUUGUAAACUUAGAAUGAGGCUCAAAUCCCAGCUAGAGACAUGGAACUGCAUCAGAACUCUCCCAAGACAAGAUUAGCUCUGGCUUGCUGAGAUCUUACCUCUGGAUAUGAAUCAUAGAAUCACAGAAUCAUAGAAUACUUGGAGUUGGAAGGGACCUCUGAAGGCCAUCUAGUCCAACUCCACAGCAACGAACAGGUACACCACAGCUAGAUUACAUUGCCCAGGGCCUUACCCAGCUCAAUCUGAAAGUUUCUAGGCAUGGGGCAUCAACUACAUCACUAGGCAACCUGUUCUAAUGCCUCACCACCCUCACUGAAAAAUCUUUUUUUCUUAUAUUUAACCUAAAUAUACCCUCCUACUUUUAUAAAUCAACAUCAAUUGAGAUUUCCUGUCUUUGUUAGAAGAUGUGUCCUGCUGAAACCUACUGCCUAUCUAGGAACUGGGAACUGGGCUCCAGUGUCUGACAUACAAAUUGCUCACAAGACUGAAGAUCUGUGUGUCAUACUCAACUCUGCAUUAAUACUUGAAAAGUGACAGAGUUUGUUAAUCUGGGAUGGGAGAAAUCAGCAGUGAGGUGGCUGCAUGGAGAGGAGGAUGUGUAACGCUAGACAUCUCAUUGCUGACUUCUCCCAUCCCACAUGAACAGAAUCCUAUCACUUUUCAAGUCCCUGCAAAAUUCUAGCUGAGUGAGAAAGAGGGUGCUAAGGGGACAGUGGUAAGAAAUUCUAAAUUGGCUCCACUUUCAGCCCAGCCUAGUUGUCUAAGACUGUCACUAUGUAAGUUUCCUUCUUUCUUUAAUUCCUUCAAUUAUUGAAAAGCAUAAAAGAACAAAGAGGGGUUACUUGGGGUUUUUCAAGGAGAGCAGUUCCUCAGAUGGCCACACUGCGGUAGUAACGUUAUCAUCAAGGAAAAUAGUGCUGGAAGACAGAGUGAGUUUUUCUGAUCUCUACAGUCAAAAUCACCUCUAAAAUAGAAAUAAUCCGCGAAUUGAGCUUUAAAAAGAAAAAACAAAAAACUUUCUGAUGGUAUAUCCUGUGAAGUCCAUGGUGGAAAACAACCCAAAUCUUAAUAAAUGCAGUGCUUCCCAUUACCCAAAACUUGUGUCAGUGGCAGUGGCAGGAGAGAAGGCAGCUUGCAGUUCGGAUCAAACCACCUGUGGGAAUGAACGAUAAGCUUUCCCAUGGGAUAU